AAUACUUGCUCGUGGCAAAAAUUCACACUUCAAGAACAUGACCACGGCAUAAAUGUGCAACAAUGAGUCUUGUGUAUCUAUAAAAAGGAACGUAUUUUCACCGGUCAGCACAUAUUCUAGCAUGGCUUUGAAGGGCUGCAGCCGAAUGAAAAUUAAGGUCGGUGAAACGGAGAUAAACAUUGUUAUGGAUGCCUAUCAUAAAAUGGGACACCAGGGCUGGCGAGACAUCCUCCAUGUUGUCAAAGAAAAGAUAGAAACCUCUGGCUUAAACUCGAGAAUCGUGGACUAUUACCUGGAAGGAGAAGACUCGAUAUCGGUUCGACGCAUAAAACGAAUUGUAAGAGAGCAGCUAAAAAAGCAAGCUGAAGAAUAUCGCGCGUUUAAGACGACCAGCGAGGGAAAAGCCACAAAGAGCAAUGUGAAGGAGAAAAAAAGGACUCCGGAUGAGAAGAUGAAGGAUAAGCUUCGUUUCUUUGUUGCGUCAGAUUCAGACAGCUCGUUGAGUGAUUUAAAAGUUGAACAGGAAAUAACAGGUUCUUCAAAGAUUGGUAAGCGGGAGAUACCGGAUAAAAUCAUGAGAUAUGCUAACAAGAUGGUACCUGAAGAUAGAAAAAAGAGAAAAAUUGUCGAAUAUGCAGUUUCUUCAGAAUCAGACUCGCAAGAGGACCAAGAGGAAAAGAAACCAGCUCGUAAGAAUCAAAAUCUUCGACAAGCAAGCUUUGAGGCCCAAAUAGCCCACACUAGAAUGUGUGAGCAGGCAGGCAUGGCAAUGGGACGUAUGGCCAAUGUACUAGACAAACUUGAGAAAAAAAUAGAUGACAUGUGAUGUAAAGAAAUGAUGCCUUAUUGAUCAAUAAAACGUUUAUAUG
Molecule: messenger RNA, 869 nt
Organism: Exaiptasia diaphana
Lineage: Eukaryota; Metazoa; Cnidaria; Anthozoa; Actiniaria; Aiptasiidae
Exons: 2
Coding region: 53-826 (257 amino acids)
Source: RefSeq, a predicted model, not a curated record